Molecule: messenger RNA, 1329 nt
Organism: Cucurbitaria berberidis CBS 394.84
Lineage: Eukaryota; Fungi; Ascomycota; Dothideomycetes; Pleosporales; Cucurbitariaceae
Product: RIO1-domain-containing protein
Exons: 2
Coding region: 1-1329 (442 amino acids)
Biological process (GO): maturation of SSU-rRNA; protein phosphorylation
Cellular component (GO): cytosol; preribosome, small subunit precursor; nucleus
Molecular function (GO): protein serine/threonine kinase activity; ATP binding
Source: RefSeq, a predicted model, not a curated record
AUGAAGCUGAACGUCAAGAACAUACGCUACCUCAUGUCGGACGACUGGCGCGUCCUCACUGCGACAGAAAUGGGUAGUCGGAACCAUGAAGUCGUGCCCACGCCUUUAAUUGCGCAAAUCGCUGCUAUCCGCUCCGGCACCGGUGUGCAUAAAUGCAUAUCAAACCUCGCAAAGAUUGGCCUCAUCGCCAAAGUCAAAAACGCAAAAUACGACGGCUAUAGGCUCACCUACGGCGGGCUCGAUUACCUGGCCCUACACACACAUACCAAAGCUUCGACGGUCUAUUCGGUAGGCAAUCAGAUUGGCGUAGGCAAGGAGUCGGACAUCUUCGUCUGCGCAUCAGAGACCGGCAAGCAGUUGGUCCUGAAGAUUCACCGUCUUGGUCGCAUCUCCUUCCGUACCGUCAAAGCGAACCGCGAUUACCUCCGCAACCGUCAGGGUGGGUCAUGGAUGUACAUGUCACGUCUCGCCGCACUGAAAGAGUAUGAAUUUAUGAAGGCAUUGCGUCAAGAAGGCUUUCCUGUCCCGGAACCCAUUGGCCAGAACAGGCACACUGUAGUUAUGGAGCUCAUCGACGCUUUCCCCCUGCGCCAGAUCUCCAAAGUGGGCGACCCAUCCACACUCUACGCCGAAUUACUCUCACUCAUAGUCCGUCUCGCACAACACGGGCUCAUCCACGGUGAUUUCAACGAAUUCAACAUCUUGGUCGAGGAAAGAGAAGAGAGCGACAACACAGUGUCCCUUAUCCCCACUAUCAUAGACUUCCCACAAAUGGUGUCCAUUGACCAUGCCAACGCCGAGUACUACUUUGAUCGCGACGUUGCCUGCAUAAAGCGCUACUUCGACCGCCGUUUCGGCUUCACCAGCGAUGAGCCUGGGCCUUUCUUCAAGGACGCCAUCAAGAUCAUUGUCAAGAGGCUGGAUGUGGAUGUGCAAGCUUCAGGAUUCAGUAAGAAAAUGGCAAAGGAGCUGGAAGUAUAUAUGAAGGAACAUGGUGUUGAUGGUGAUGCUGGAGAAGUCGGAGCUGAAGAGGAGGCAGAUGAGGCAGACGAGGAGGGGGAGGAGGGUAUCGACGUGGAUGAGGAUCUUGUUGAUGAUAUUGAUCAAGGCGGUGUCUCCCUUGAGGGCGGCCCUGUCACAGAAGACGCCCCUCCCUCCAUUGAAGCACCAGUGGAUCAAGAGACAACGCCAUCAACACUCGCCUCUUACAUGACCAUCCUCGAUAUCCGGGACAACGAUCCACUGCCCGAUCUCAGCGAGAUAAAGCCACCGCCUCGGCCGACAAUCUCCACCAAAGCCGCGAAAAAGAAAGCUGGCUGGGCCAUCUAG